AUGAUUCGUAUCAAACAAGACCCCGAUGUAUUAGAUUUAACAAAUCAUCCACAACAUUUACUUUCACCUACAAUCGAACAUGAUGUUGAUGGUGAUGAUGAAGAAGAGAAUUAUUCUGGUGAAGAUGAUACACAUGAUUGUAUUCCAAAGAAAACAACAUAUGAUAGCGGUUUUGUUGAUACAAGUGAUGAGAAUAAUAGUUCAAUUAUGGUUAAACAAGAACGAAAUCAUCAUCAUUAUCAUAGUACUCCACUUCGUCCUCAACAAAUUCAUGCACAUAUUCGCCACCCGAGUACAAGUAGUAGUACAUGUUCAUCACCAACACCUCAAGAACAAUCAAAUGAUAAAGAAUGUCGAAAUACACGAUUUUUGGGUAGUCGUGCUGUGUCAAUUUUAAAUCAUUGGUUUCAAUUAAAUCGAGAUUAUCCAUAUCCAGAUGAUGAUCGAACUGACCAAUUAGCAAAUGAAGCAGGUAUUACUCAAAAACAAGUUAAAAAAUGGUUUGCAAAUAAACGUGUACGCAGUCAAUUAUGUUAUAAACCAUUGUAUCGGUCUCGAAAAACUCGAAAUCCUCCUUCACAACAACCACCACCACCUCAAACAAAUUAUAAUUAUAUUAUUAAUCAUAAUAAUAUAGCAACACCAUCAUCAAAUUUUUCUCAACCUACAAAUCCAAUGUUAUUCAAUCCAAUGGCAACAUCUAUGAUGAUGUUUAUGAUGCAACAACAUUUUAUGUCAACAAUGAUGAAUAGUGGACUUCCUCAGAUUCCAAUUCCUCCACCAUUACCAACAAUAAAUUCAGCACCAUCGUCAUCAUCAUCGACAGCUCCACCAAAGAAAAAUGUUGAUCGAAUUACUCGUUUUUGGUUGUAA
Molecule: messenger RNA, 873 nt
Organism: Adineta steineri
Lineage: Eukaryota; Metazoa; Rotifera; Eurotatoria; Adinetida; Adinetidae
Source: the annotation of a GenBank genome assembly